AUGCAGAUGCCGAGGGGGGCGCACGCCGCGGCGGCGGCCACCGCGCUCGACGGCGGCGUGUUCGUCGCCCCCGCGGCGCUCACCUUCGCCGCGGGCGUCGUCGCGUGCGUGCUCGGCAGCGCGCUCUCCGCGUUCCUGCUCGCGUUCAUACCGACGCUGCGUGCGCUGAAGGGCGCGGCGAACGAGAUCGCGGACCUCGCGGCGACGAUUCGCGAAGAAGUCCCGGACACGCUCGCGGCGGUUCGACUCAGCGGUCUCGAGCUCACGGACUGCCUCGAGGAAGUCGGGGAGCUCACGUCCGAGGUGAACUCCGGGGUGAAGGGCACCGGGCGCGUGCUCACGAUGGGCGUGGACACCGCGGGGACGCUCGGGAAGUACGCCGCGGAGACGGUGCGGGUCGUCGUCCCCGAGGUUCGAAAACGCGCGACGCCGCUCGUGCAAAAGGCGAGGCGAGCCGCGGAGGUGAACGUGGAGCGGUCGUUAGAGGAGAACGCGCAGACGGAGGAGUACAGCGGACCCGUCGUCGUCGCCGCCGCGCGCGCGACGAAGUCCGGGGUGCAGUACGCGCGAGGGGCGUUACGAGCCGCGGGCGUCGCGCGGCAAGUCGGUCGUCUGUACAAAACCGCGAGGGAUUGGAAUCAAGCCGGCGUCGUCGAGACCCAAAACGACGGGAAGUGAAGUGAGCGCGCGCGGGUGUCUCGCGGCCGGCGCGACGACGUCUUUGUCUUCGUUUGUCUUCGCGCGAUCGAUCGCGCGUCUUUGAAUUACAUCACGAUAUCGUUU
Messenger RNA from Micromonas pusilla CCMP1545, 783 nucleotides. RefSeq lists its product as uncharacterized. The coding region runs from base 1 to 678 and encodes 225 amino acids. The transcript has a single exon. Lineage: Eukaryota; Viridiplantae; Chlorophyta; Mamiellophyceae; Mamiellales; Mamiellaceae. The record is from RefSeq and is a predicted model, not a curated record.